This is a messenger RNA of Salvelinus fontinalis (brook trout), 4411 nucleotides long. Its product is annotated as oxysterol-binding protein 1-like. Gene Ontology annotation, cellular component: cytosol; intracellular membrane-bounded organelle; membrane. The transcript has 19 exons. The coding region runs from base 198 to 2669 and encodes 823 amino acids. NCBI's taxonomy places the organism in Eukaryota, Metazoa, Chordata, Actinopteri, Salmoniformes, Salmonidae. Gene Ontology annotation, molecular function: sterol binding. The record is from RefSeq and is a predicted model, not a curated record.
ACAACUUUGAUUGGGAAAGGUUGUAGCUUGAUAGCUACGUUUGUCAUGUUACUUUCAUUUUUUAUGCAAAAAUAAAUGUCCAGUCUGAAAGUCGGAUGUUGAAGUUGUCAAGCACAAGGAAAUUGCGUCAGUUUUUCCUCGACAUACUGAUAAAGGCCCCAAUCUAAUAGCCCACUGUGAAGGCUCAGGCUGUCAUAAUGUCGGAGCCCAAGGCACCCACCCCGACUCCGGCUGGAGACACUUACAAAGGAUGGCUAUUCAAAUGGACAAAUUACAUCAAGGGCUACCAGCGACGAUGGUUCGUCUUGAGCAACGGUUUACUAUCCUACUACAGGACCCAGGCGGAGAUGGGCCACACGUGCCGGGGCACCAUCAACCUGGCCACGGCCAACAUCGCAGUGGAGGACUCGUGCAACUUUGUCAUCUCCAACGGCGGGGCACAGACCUACCACCUGAAGGCCAGCUCUGAGGUGGAGCGGCAGCGCUGGAUCACCGCCCUGGAGCUGGCCAAGGCCAAGGCUGUCCGCAAUCAGGCCGAGUCUGAUGACUCUGGUGAUGAGUGUCCCACGUCACCCCCUACCUUGGGACAGGGCGGAGGGGCACGUAACUCUAACUCAGAGGUACAGUCCACACUACGCACGCUGGGCAGCAAGGUGGAAGACCUGAGCACCUGCAACGACCUCAUCGCCAAGCACGGCUCCGCCCUCCAAAGGUCCCUGUCAGAGCUGGAGGGGGUGCGUCUGGGAGGCGACACGGAUGGCAAGAUCCGGCAGGUGACGGAGAGAGCCACGUUGUUCCGCAUCACCUCCAACGCUAUGAUCAACGCAUGCAGAGACUUCCUAGCGCUGGCCCAGGCCCACAGUAAACGGUGGCAGAAAGCCUUGCAUUCGGAGCGGGACCAGAGGAUAAGGCUGGAGGAAACAUUGGAGCAGCUAGCCAAGCAGCACAACCACCUGGAGAGGGCCUUCAGAGGGGCCACCGUAUUGCCCCUCUCCCAGAGCAACCCUGCCCUGAACAGCAAGAUUUCGGGCUCAGCAAAGGGAGACGCAAGUGACGAGGAUGAUGAAAACGAGUUCUUUGACGCUAUGGAGGACCCGGCGGGGUUCAUCACUGUACCGGCUGACCCCAAGUAUCAUAGAAGGUCAGGAAGUAACAUCAGUGGUCUCAGCGCUGAGACUGGAAUCGAUGACCAAUCGCUUUGUGACGAGCAGUCGUUGGGGUCCAAUCCGGAGUCGCCCCAGUCCCUGGAGGUGGAGCCGGUGAGGAAGAGGCGGACCAAAAUCCCAGACAAGCCCAACUAUUCGCUGAACCUCUGGAGCAUCAUGAAGAACUGCAUCGGCAAAGAGCUCUCCAAGAUCCCCAUGCCUGUGAACUUCAACGAGCCGAUCUCCAUGCUGCAGCGUCUGUCCGAGGACUUGGAGUACUACGAGCUCCUGGACAAGGCGGCUAAAUGCCAGAGCUCUCUGGAGCAGCUGUGUUACGUGGCUGCCUUCACCGUAUCGUCCUACUCCACUACGGUCCACCGUACAGGCAAACCCUUCAACCCCCUACUGGGGGAGACCUACGAACUGGACCGGCUGAGGGAGAGCGGCUACCGCUCAUUGUGUGAACAGGUGAGUCACCACCCACCUGCAGCUGCUCAUCAUGCCAUCUCAGAGAGAGGCUGGACCCUCCGACAGGAGAUCUCCCUCGCCAGCAAGUUCAGGGGAAAAUACCUCUCCAUCAUGCCUCUGGGUUCUAUCCAAUGCGUGUUUGAGAAGAGCAACAAUCACUACUCGUGGAAGAAAGUCACUACCACAGUACACAACAUCAUUGUGGGCAAAUUGUGGAUCGACCAGUCGGGAGAGAUAGACGUGGUGAACCACCGGACCGGUGACUGCUGCCAUCUCAAGUUCGCCCCGUACAGCUACUUCUCCAGAGACGUGGCCAGGAAGGUGACUGGUGUGGUGACCGACAAGGAGGGUAAGGCCCACUAUGUGCUGUCAGGGACGUGGGAUGAGAAGAUGGAGUUCUCCAGGGUGAUGCAGAGCAAUAAGGGAGAGAACGGCACCGAGGGCAAACAGAAGACCGUCUACCAGACGCUCAAAGCCAAGGAGCUCUGGAGGAAGAACCCACUACCGGAGGGAGCAGAGACCAUGUACUACUUCUCGUCGCUGGCGCUGACGCUCAACGAGUCCGAGGAGGGCGUGGCGCCCACCGACAGCCGGCGACGGCCCGACCAGCAGCUGAUGGAGGCGGGCCGGUGGGACGAGGCCAACGCCGAGAAGCAACGGCUGGAGGAGAAGCAGAGGAGCGUCCGCCGCGAGAGGGAGAGGGAGGCCCAGCGCGCAGCCAACCUGCCCGAGGAGGGGGCAGAAGGGUUGGAGGUAGCGGAGGAUGCUGUCAUUGAGGACUCUUUCAUCACUGACUCGCCUUUGAAAACGGACCCCGACGAUUCUCCACCUCACACACCAACACCACGUGGUCCGCCCCUCUCAGAGUAUCAAAUGGAUGACAUGGAAGGUCAUUAUGGAGCUGCGGUCAAAAGCGUCCACCAGGACAACUAUGAGGCGAUGUGGUUCGAGAGGACCGAGGACGUCGUCACGGGAGAGUCCAUGCACGUCUACAAGGGGGGCUACUGGGAGGCGAAGGACCACGGCAACUGGGACAUUUGCCCAGAUAUAUAUUGAUCCCCCCCCCGAUCAGCGAAUUGUACUAACCCAGGCAUUUGGAACAAGCCACAAGCUGCCCUUUUUCCCCCCAAUUGAGGAAGGGACAAACUGGGUCGACCCUGUUUAACCCCAACCCUCCCUCUUUCAGGAUAGAUUUUGGGUUGUAAUGCCCCUUACCUCUCCCCUAUCACUCUCUGUGGGGAUGGUGUGCAUAGGGGCUGUGAGACCCUGUAGGACAAUGCAACCGGACAGGGGGAAAGACCUGCUUUCUUCUGCCUUCAUCUUCCAUGUAGGGUCAACUUGCCCCUAGAUGCUGAUCUGGGGUCAGUUUUGCAUUUCCCCCGCUAAUGUUUAAGGUUAGGAUUGGGGGAGCUGAAGCUGAUCCAAGAUCUGUAGCUAGGGAAAACGUCACCCCUGAAAGCUUAAUCUUCACUACAAUGAUUAGAUAUCUCCCUUUAGAGCCACUGCCACUGGCUAGACCUCUGUGUCUUCUGUUUCUUCCUUUGCUGCUCUCUUUCUCACCCACUCCAUCUCUUGUUAUGUUAGUCUGUGGAAAAGACUGGGGGCAGAUAGGUGGUCUGGUUGAUGGUGUUAAAUCGCUAGACUCUAUCAAACACUAACUCUACCUUGCUCCUUUUCCAAAGGAUAUGGACUAAAUGCAUAUGGACAUGAACAGUUUGUGUGAGAGAAGAGGGGGGUUAUAAUAGCAAUGGGUUGGUGCUUAUGUCUGCUUUGAGGCUGCCAGAUUUUCAAAGCUUCACAAAUGCUGUUUAAGAGGUGUGUGUGUGUUUGUUUGAGAGAAAGGGGGUGAGCAACAAAUGCAGGAGCCCACGUGUGUGUGCAUGAGAAAAUGUGUGUGUGAGAGAACCCAGUGACACCACAUUAGCUCCUCUGCUGUGGCUGUUUGGGCUCGGAGCCUGUUAUCCCUCUCAAAGCAGCUAAAUGAAGGAUAUAUCGUCAUAAAGUACUAUUUAAACAGUUCCUACUACGUCCUACAUCCCAAAGAUGACUUCCACCUCUUCAACAGCAAAACAAUCUAGCGUAGCCUUAUCGUUUUCUAUUAUGGUUAGUGUAUGAAGCAGACUCGACCAUAACAUAUUGGAAUAGUGGCCUAGUAAUUUAGUGUCCAAAAUGGCACCCUAUUCCCUAUAAAGUGCACUAUAAAUGAAUAGGGAUGCAUCAAGAGAUUACUUGUAAUCUACUUUAACUAAAGUGUGUGUGCACUAGUACAGUGUGUGAGGUUUGAGUUCCAAAAAUAAGAAUUCACAUUUUAUUUUCAAGUGUACUUACAAAAUGUUUCUGAGACCGAGGAAAAAAAAGGAAUAUUGCUAAUAUUUGUGUAAAUAAUAUUGAAUAGUUAGAUCUAAGUAUGGUGAUUGUUUAAGGUCAGAGAGAACUCCCAUUGGUUUCUGUAAAAUAGAACAUGACUGUUUCUCCAUUAAUUGUAAGUCAACUAACUUGUUUGAUUACUUUUCUCCUACUCCCUGGCCCCGUACACACUCACUUUGUACAAUACGUUUGAUCCAGUUACACUGCUGUAAGACACCACAAUAGUUGUAAAAAAAAUAUCAUUGUCAGGUGCUAGUUUACUGGACUUGUCUUAAGUUCAUAUGGUCUAUCUUUGAGUUUCCUUUCUCUGUCCUCCCAUUUGUUGUAGUUCCCCAUCUUUAAGUUCAUUCAUUCUCUUAUGGAUCUUGGUCAGUGCGCUGAGUAUAACAGCAUCGCAGGGUGAUGUAAUAAAGCCUGACUGGAGAAGUGCA